This is a messenger RNA of Corticium candelabrum, 1293 nucleotides long. Its product is annotated as kelch domain-containing protein 2-like. NCBI's taxonomy places the organism in Eukaryota, Metazoa, Porifera, Homoscleromorpha, Homosclerophorida, Plakinidae. The transcript has 7 exons. Bases 210 to 686 code for a protein of 158 amino acids. Gene Ontology annotation, molecular function: protein binding. The record is from RefSeq and is a predicted model, not a curated record.
UGUGAAUGGCAAACUUAUGAUGAUGGGUGGAUAUGGUCCAAUGACAUCAGACAGACGACAUUCACAAGCUGAAGACAAGGAGAGUAGAUCCAUGAGUGGUUGGAACAAUGAAUUGUGGUUAUUUGAUCCUGAGACAGAUUGUCGGUCUCCAGUGUGUGUGACUAGUUCUAAACCAUCUCCACGUGCUGGUCACACACUGACAGCUGUGGAUGAGAAAAGAGUCAUCUUGUUUGGUGGCUUGGAUGUGUUUAUCUGUGUUGCAAUUGUGGCCACAACCAAGAAGUCUCCACGUUAUGUGUACAAUAUGCUGUAAAGAUGAAGAGAUUAAGGUGUUACUGAUGGGAGGAUGGGAUGAAAGUGUUAUGAAAGACUGUUGGAUGAUAGAUGCGAUGAGAGGCAGCAUUGAGAAGCUUAUGAUUGAUGGUGACGUGUUUGCUCGCUGUGCUCAUUCUUUUGGUUGUGUUACACUAUCAGAUGACACGGUAGCCAUCAGUGUAUUUGGUGAUCGUUUCUCAUCUAAUUCUGUUAUCUCCAGUCCAUGUUUCUAUCAGUGGAAUCCUCAUCAUCCAUCAGUUCUUCAUAAUGGUUUUCCAGCAGCAGGAGAUGCUCUACGUGCUGUUUCUUCUGAGUCAACAAGUGCCUUACUUGCUGGUGAGACAAGUCAAGAGGUGACAGUCACAUGUUAAACAUGAAAACAUGUUGGUUGAUGAUUUGUGUGAAAGACAAGGCAAUUAAUGGAACAAAUUCGACAUCUCACAGAAAGAAAUUCACAAUUCCAGAGUCGAGUAGACAUAGCGAACGAUUAAAGGAUGAGUGUAAUGUGCAGCUGAGUGUGGAAAGGAGCGGAAAAGAUGAAGCCAGAGCUUUGUGUGAGGAGAAAGACAAACAGAUAGAAGAAUUGAUUGACGAAAGGCGAAGUCUCCAACAUGAAGCGGAGAGACUGAAGGAGGAGACGAUCAUGCAGCAGAGACAGUUGCAUUUGAAAAAGAAAGCUGUUGAUAGUUUACGCAGGAAAAGAGACGAGAGACAGAGAGAAAUGAAUAGAAUGAGAGAAGCGAAAGGAGAGCUAGAACAAAGGGUAGAAGAGAUGAAUUUAUUGCUGAAAAAUGCAGAGACAGCAAGUGAAGAUGCAGAGAGAAGAUUAAGGGAGAACGAGGAGGUGCUGAACAUUGCAGCAGAAGACGUACAACUGAGUGAUAAGGAAAUAGGCAGUGGAGCAUUUGGAUCUGUUUGUGUUGGCUGCUGGCGUGGCUGCCCAGUGGCUGCCCAGUGGCUGUCAAAGUGUUACACAAG